Messenger RNA from Pan troglodytes (chimpanzee), 1557 nucleotides. RefSeq names its product kallikrein related peptidase 8 (gene KLK8). Gene Ontology annotation, molecular function: serine-type endopeptidase activity. Bases 1087 to 1506 code for a protein of 139 amino acids. Gene Ontology annotation, biological process: proteolysis; neuron projection morphogenesis; memory. Lineage: Eukaryota; Metazoa; Chordata; Mammalia; Primates; Hominidae. The record is from RefSeq and is a predicted model, not a curated record. Gene Ontology annotation, cellular component: secretory granule. The transcript has 5 exons.
AGAUCCCGGACCUCUCAGGGGACAGCGGGCGGGGCCUGAUCCACCCUCUGGUUUCUGACCCUAGAAGACCUGCCUUUCUUCGGUUCCCGGUUACUGGCAGCAGCCCCCUCCUCCCACAAAAGAUCAGCUUCCAAGCUUGUCCUUUUAAAAGUACUUAGAAUUUAGCCCCCAGCUCUCUCCUCCCUCACACCCAGGAAUCCAGGCCCCUAGCCCCUCCUCCCUCAGACCCAGGAGUCCUGGCCCCUAGCAGCCCCCUCCUCCCUCAGACCCAGGAGUCUCAGCCCCUAGCAGCCCCCUCCUCCCUCAGACCCAGGAAUCCAGGCCCCCAGCGCCUCCUCCCUCAGACCCAGGAGUUCUGGCCCCUAGCAGCCCCCUCCUCCCUCAGACCCAGGAGUCUGGGCCCCCAGCCCCUCCUCGGUCAGACCUAAAUCCCAGGUCCCAGCCCCUCCUCCCUUAGAUUUAGGAGUCCAGGCCCCCAGCCUCUCCUCCCUCAGACCCAGGAAUCCAGGCCCCCAGCCUCCUCCCCUCUCAGAACUAAAAUCUUGGCCCCCAGCCCUUUAUGUUUCAGAUCCUAGAGUCUCAGCACCGAGUCCUCCUGAGUCCCUCCUCUCCCUAGCCUCAGGAGUCUGAGAUUCCAGCCCCUCCUCCCUCAAGAUUUCACGUUCAGUCCCCUCCGCCCCUUCUCACUCACACCCAGUGUUCCAGUUCCCAGAAGCUCCCCAGGCUCUAGUGCAGGAGGAGAAGGAGGAGGAGCAGGAGGUGGAGAUUCCCAGUUAAAAGGCUCCAGAAUCGUGUACCAGGCAGAGAACUGAAGUACUGGGGCCUCCUCCACUGGGUCCGAAUCAGUAGGUGACCCCGCCCCUGGAUUCUGGAAGACCUCACCAUGGGACGCCCCCGACCUCGUGCGGCCAAGACGUGGAUGUUCCUGCUCUUGCUGGGGGGAGCCUGGGCAGGAAAUACACAGUACGCCUGGGAGACCACAGCCUACAGAAUAAAGAUGGCCCAGAGCAAGAAAUACCUGUGGUGCAGUCCAUCCCACACCCCUGCUACAACAGCAGCGACGUGGAGGACCACAACCACGAUCUGAUGCUUCUUCAACUGCGUGACCAGGCAUCCCUGGGGUCCAAAGUGAAGCCCAUCAGCCUGGCAGAUCAUUGCACCCAGCCUGGCCAGAAGUGCACCGUCUCAGGCUGGGGCACUGUCACCAGUCCCCGAGAGAAUUUUCCUGACACUCUCAACUGUGCAGAAGUAAAAAUCUUUCCCCAGAAGAAGUGUGAGGAUGCUUACCCGGGGCAGAUCACAGAUGGCAUGGUCUGUGCAGGCAGCAGCAAAGGGGCUGACACGUGCCAGGGCGAUUCUGGAGGCCCCCUGGUGUGUGACGGUGCACUCCAGGGCAUCACAUCCUGGGGCUCAGACCCCUGUGGGAGGUCCGACAAACCUGGCGUCUACACCAACAUCUGCCGCUACCUGGACUGGAUCAAGAAGAUCAUAGGCAGCAAGGGCUGAUUCUAGGAUAAGCACUAGAUCUCCCUGAAUAAACUCACAACUCUCUGGUUC